AUGGAGAAACAGGAGGGACGAGCUACUACUAGAACGAUAUGUGAUUCGAUCUCGAGCUUGCGAGAUGCCAAUGAUGGACUGAAAGAUCUCUUAUGGCAAGAGAGAGCUCCGCUGCCAUUGUGGCCGGAUAUAAUGGGGAUAAUGGAGAGGUCAUUACAAUCAAAGCGCCGAGCUGUUGACCUCGUUGCAGCAAGCCAUCCGGAAACAGCUCGUUCCAUGAGUUCGAGGAUUAUACAGCAAAGCGAUUUGGACCGACUCGACUUACUGAUAAGCGUACCUUACCUGCAAGAAGAAGCGUGCCCUGCUCAAUCACGCCCUGCUCAGCCAAGCCCGGAACAAUACACCCCUCGCACCAGUAGUAGCUUAUCAACGUCAAACUCCGACCACCAGGCUCUUUACGAUAUUUCCGGGCACGUUAACGACUGCAUGGAUAUUUUGCUUGUGGAUUCACCAAAAGGGGAAGUUGAGCACUGUGACGACUUGGGCGAAGUCAUGGCAGACUUUCUCGGAGAUGCUAUGAAUAUCACUUUUGACGAAUCAUUGGACACCAAAACCCGUUGCUGGAAGCAUGGAUGCAACGGUAAAAGUUUUUCUACCCGCAGCAACCUCCUACGGCACCAUGUUGAAAAGGGGAAGGCACGACCUAAAUUCACGUGUCCAGUCUGUGGCGCAUUUUUCAGUCGGGCCACUGCAAGGAAUCAACAUGUGGAGAAAAGAAGUUGCAACAGAAUCCGCCGGUACUCCAACGGGAGAGAAAGGCCGCGCCCUAGAGUUAUAGACUAG
Messenger RNA from Lindgomyces ingoldianus, 783 nucleotides. RefSeq lists its product as uncharacterized. Bases 1 to 783 code for a protein of 260 amino acids. The transcript is spliced from 3 exons. NCBI's taxonomy places the organism in Eukaryota, Fungi, Ascomycota, Dothideomycetes, Pleosporales, Lindgomycetaceae. The record is from RefSeq and is a predicted model, not a curated record.